Messenger RNA from Amorphotheca resinae ATCC 22711, 1160 nucleotides. RefSeq lists its product as hypothetical. Lineage: Eukaryota; Fungi; Ascomycota; Leotiomycetes; Helotiales; Amorphothecaceae. The transcript has a single exon. Bases 57 to 950 code for a protein of 297 amino acids. The record is from RefSeq and is a predicted model, not a curated record.
UUUCAAACAUCUGUCGACGACCUGCUUAGAAGCUAUCCAGGGGAUCGGAUCCAGCAAUGCCUCCACAUUUAUCCAGGAGCUCAUUGAGCUUUCUGACACGAUGCUCAACUACUUCAUAUGCACGGGCUUUCACUUCAUCCUCGCGGCUUUCCGCUAUUGGCCCUGAGAGCCCGAAAUUUAUCGAGAUUCCAGUACCACCUCAACGACAGGCAAGAGGCUCAAGAGACAUCAAAGGUAUUCUGCCACCUCCUCGAGAUGUCUUCGACACACGCGGACUCGAUAAGACUACCCCCGACUUCUUGGCCGCCACAACUCCCGAGCCAAAGGAGCUUCCAGAGACAGAGGAUGACCGUAUAAUAUGGAAACGGCGAAUGGCAGCUAAGCGGAGGGCGAAUCUACGCGAGGGAAUUCUCGAGCUGUACGAGAGAAAGAAGCGUCAGGAAGUUAUAGUUGCGAAACGAAGCGCUUGGAAAGUCCGAGACAGAGAAAAGCGACUUAAGGCACCACAACGUGAGGACGAACGGUUGACCAACCCGACUAUCACGGCUGCGACGCGAACGCUUCAAUCAGGUCCCGUGCCAGACCCAGACCGCGAAGCUCGUCUUGCUGAGAAGGCGGAGCGAGUGAAAGCGAGGGAGGCUUUGAAGGCAGCACAGCGGAAAGAUGCCUUGCACACUUUGUACAUGAACGCUCGAGGCUUCAUUACGACGGAGGAGCAGUUGGAUGCCGAGAUUGAGAAGAUCUUUGUGCCCUACCCAUUCGGAGAGAACAACGAGGGCAAGACCAAUAUUUGGGAUGCAUACGGGGCUCCACCUACGGUGCAGGAUAUGUUAUCGGCAGUCAACAACACGCAGAAGCUGGCUAUAGAUUUCCACAGAGGCCCAGGUGCUAUUACGGGCAAGAGAAUGAAGAGAAUCGCGGAGGAGUUGACUGGUGGCAAGAUGGAUUAGUGGAUGGAUAUCUGGGGAGAAACUUUGUAUACUAAUGGGUGGGAGAGCAAGAUUUGCUUCUCCAAUGUAUAAGAUUCGCGGCUCAGACCCAAUGCCCAAGACUUGUAACAUUUGAUAUUGGAGUCUAUUUCCUGCUUCUUCCACAAGUGUCGGGCUCACCACGUUUUCAGUAUACUGCCCGAUUUCUAUCUUUCAUGAAUAGCUGUUGGC